AUGUCAAAAGCCAUUGAUACUCUUUUGGAAGCAUAUAAACAAGAAAAGGCUUUUACGGCUCCACCUUCAGAGCUUCAUGAUUUGGCCAAACAGUCGCGCUACGUACUUAAGACGCAGCGAGGUAGCUUAGACGAUUCUACCACGUGGAACCUUGUGCAACAACACUUUUACCUCAUGCUCAUGACUGGCGAUGACGCUGCAGCUGAACUAGCGUUGCAAGAGCUGAAGGCCCGUUUUGGUGAGGAUAAUGAGCGUAUUGUUUUGUGUCAAACCCAAUACAUUGAAGUGACUGAAGGUCUGGCCAAGGCCGAGGAGUUUCUCAAGUCGCGGGACGAAAAGGAGAUUAUUCCUAUGAAGCGAAGAAUUGCACUUGACAAAUUUAGAAACGAUUACAAGACAUUUAUUGGAAACUUAAAGGUUCUUGUAGGCUAUAUUCCGAUUGAUGCAGAAAUGUGGGCCGAGCUGGGUGAAGCCUACAGCACAAUUCAAGAAUACCGGAAAGCCAUUUUCUCAUACCAGGAGGUCCUGCUGUUUGCCCCUCAGGCAUAUAAUAUAUUUGCCCGUAUCGGUGAGCUUUAUCAUGCAGCGGCACUUCAAGAGGCUGGGAGCUUAGACUCUGUUUCUUCGCUUAAUAACGGUACCAAAGAGAACGUAAUAAAUUCUCUUAAGCAAGGGUUGAAGAACUUCCUGCGGUCAGUUGAGCUUUGCCCUGUGUAUAUCCGCGGCUGGGCUGGCGUGCAGGUGGUGAGCACCGAGGCACUUAAAUUCAUCGAAGCUGGCAAGGCUUCGUCUCUUCUCACAGAUAAGGAGCUCAAAUACUUUAAGCAGUUUGCAGAAAUUUCUGAGCGUAAUCUGCUGUAUGCAUCAAGCGAAAAGGGUGCCAGCAAAACUGACAUUGAAGCGGCCAAGGCUAUUUUACGGGAUUAUUAA
This is a messenger RNA of Magnusiomyces paraingens, 930 nucleotides long. RefSeq lists its product as uncharacterized. The transcript is spliced from 3 exons. Gene Ontology annotation, biological process: protein folding in endoplasmic reticulum. Gene Ontology annotation, cellular component: EMC complex. NCBI's taxonomy places the organism in Eukaryota, Fungi, Ascomycota, Dipodascomycetes, Dipodascales, Dipodascaceae. Bases 1 to 930 code for a protein of 309 amino acids. Gene Ontology annotation, molecular function: protein binding. The record is from RefSeq and is a predicted model, not a curated record.